Archocentrus centrarchus (flier cichlid) is the source of this 968-nucleotide messenger RNA. RefSeq lists its product as uncharacterized. The record is from RefSeq and is a predicted model, not a curated record. Bases 1 to 669 code for a protein of 222 amino acids. The transcript has 7 exons. Lineage: Eukaryota; Metazoa; Chordata; Actinopteri; Cichliformes; Cichlidae.
AUGGCUGUGAGGAAGCUUGAGACAGAGGUGGGAGGCGGCGACGCCGAGGUUUCUUCCUCCAGCCGGGCCCUCCCAGGGCGAGGGUCCUCCUCCUCUGCAGGGUGGAGCUGGAGGCUGUCUCCCAGCGCUCUGGCACACCUGAGGCUCAUCAUCUGUGAUUUGCCCACAUUUAAGGACCAGCUCGAGCCGCCUGUCUUCACGUUCUCCAGUAACUCACCCACCUCCCCGCGGAAAGCCGAGCCUUCCAGCCUGCCUGCCAUCCUGCCUGCCAUCCUGGAUAUCCCAGACCACUACAACUACACGCCUACCCCCUUCCCUGGAUUCAAUUGCUGCACUCUCCAAGAUCGGCCUGGUGAAAGCCAGAUCGCUGGUGAGACUUUCAUCCUGAAGGAUUUCUUGAUCUCCCGUGAACUGGACUUCCUCUUUGUGACUCAGACCUGGCUGAAUAUUGCAGAUCCAGCAGCAGCAGCAAUGAGACCAAGAACAACCCCUCCAGUGAUGAAGAGGAUGUCAGAGGGCUUCUCUGCUCAGGAGAAAACAAAGAUAAUGCUGAGUUAUGAACUUCAAAUUUCCUACAAAGAUGGAAGACUUGGAGACACAGAUGAACUUCAGCUCUCCCAUGGAGGCCUGCUUCUCACCAGACUCGUGGAGCCCAACCAGCAACCCUGAAGGGAGUCUCUCCCUUGCAGACCUCUCUGCAUGGGCAGAGAACGCUCUUAAUGAGGAGACAACCAACAGCAACGGUGAUGCUGCUGAGGCUGUUUCCAGCUCUGCAGCAGAGGAGGAACAGGUCUGUGCCAGCACUGCUCCAGAGAAGGCUCCACAUGCAGAGAAACCCAGAAAGAAGGCCCGGGUGGUUUUCUCUGAGAAACAAUUAAAUGUCCUUCGCCAUCGGUUCAGUCUGCAGGCUCAGCUGAAACCAUGUGAAAUGAAGGAACUGGCACAAACAACAGGACUGAGCUACAAAC